AUGCAACAGCAGACUUCAAACGGUGGCAUUUCCUCUGGGCUACAGCAGAAUGGUUCAACAGCUGACUCUGGCGGACCUCAUGCAAAUGGCAACAUGAUACCAGAAUCGGAUAGUGACAUCAAUGGUGUUAAUGGAGAAACAAAUCAAAAUUUGGGACCGCCGAAAGUAAUGGACAAAACCAAUCAAGAUAUUGUCAGACUCAUUGGACAACAUUUGAAGACAGUUGGGCUUAAGUAUGUAUCUCUUAAUUUGGAAAUGAAAUUCUUAUUACUAGAACAAAAAUAUUUAGAAUACUUGGAAGAAGGAUUAGUAUUGGAAGCAUUGCAUGUUUUACGUAAUGAACUCACACCUUUAGGACAUAAUACAGGUCGUGUUCACCAAUUGUCUGCAUUUAUGAUGUGCAGUGGACGUGAUGAAUUACAGACACGUGCAGGCUGGGAUGGCAAAGGUGCAGUCUCGAGGGCUGCUUUAAUGGACAGACUACAGAAAUAUCUGCCACCCUCCAUUAUGUUACCACCACGUCGCCUUCAUUCUCUUUUGUGUCAAGCUGUGGAAAUGCAAAAUCAACAGUGUACAUACCAUGUAACACAUACUCAGACAAGUUUAGAAAAUGUCUCAUUGCUUGUGGACCACAGCUGUAGCAAAGAACAGUUCCCGUGCCAUACUAUACAGGUGCUCAAUAAUCAUUGUGAUGAAGUGUGGUAUUGUAAAUUUUCUCCUGAUGGUCGUAAGCUAGCUACAGGUUCUAAGGAUAUGACUGUAAUUAUUUGGGAUGUUGAUCCAGAAACAUUAAGAGUAACUCAUAGAAAAACAUUAGAAGGUCAUACUUAUGGAGUGGCACUAAUUGCUUGGAGUCCUGAUAGCAGUCUCUUAAUUGCUUGUGGACCUGAGGAUUGUCCAGAGCUUUGGCUGUGGAGUAUUGACCCACCUGAUUAUGAACUACGGGCAACAGUAACUCAAAGUACCGAUGAUUCACUUACGGCUUGUGCUUGGUAUCCUGAUUCACGUAAAUUUGUAGCGGGAGGACUUCGUGGACAAUUUUAUCAAUUUGAUAUAGAAGGUAAUGUCUCAGAAUCAUGGGAAGGAGUUAGAGUAAAAUGUUUAUGGUGUAAAAAUGACGGAAAAACGGUUCUUGCUGCUGAUUCGCAUCAUCGAAUUCGGGGAUAUAAUUUUGAUGAAUUGUGUGACUUUACAAUAUUACAAGAAGAUCAUCCUUUGAUGUCCUUUAGUGUAAAUAAAGCAGAUCGACUUGCGCUUCUUAAUGUAGCCAAUCAGGGUGUACAUCUUUGGGACUUACAAGAUAGAUGUUUAGUAAGACGUUUUCAAGGUGUUACUCAAGGACACUUUACAAUCCAUAGUUGUUUUGGUGGUGUGAAUCAAGAUUUCAUUGCAUCCGGCAGUGAAGAUACUAAAGUGUAUGUGUGGCAUAUCAAAAGGGAAUUACCUAUAGCAAUUCUAACAGGACAUAGUAGAACAGUAAAUUGUGUUUCAUGGAAUCCUGUAUAUCAUCAAAUGAUGGCUUCUGUAUCAGAUGAUUGCACAGUAAGAAUAUGGGGACCUAGAUCAUCUUCCCCAGAAAAAGUUGAUAGCGACAAGACUGUUCCAUUAGAAAGCAAUUCUUCAAAUGGUAGUGGAUGGCAUGAAAUGGUAUCGUAGCGUACUACAGUAUAUCAGUGUUCCCAUGACCUCAUGGUGUUCAAAAGACUGUCAUAUUGAUCGUCAUACUGACUCUUUCCUGCCCCUAGCAGCUAUGUCUUUAUGCCUCAUUACUGUAAGUCUGGGUAAAUGACUACUACUGAGAGUAAAUGAAAGACAUAUUAGCAUCAUCUGCUAAUUGAUUAAAGAACAUGAUCAGGUUAUUUGAAAAUCAAUUUUUUCCUUAUUAGCAAAUUUUAUAUGAAAUCUUAUGGUUCAUUUGCCUGUAAAAAUUAAAUUUAAACGAUUUAUCAAUAUGAAUUAAUGAUAUAAAUUUUUGAAAAUAAAGAACAGCAUAAUAUGUUGAUUAAUAUAAGUUAUGACAAAAUAGAAAUUCAACAAAUUCCGUCGUAGCAUUAAUGUAAAAAGAAAAAUUGAUGUGCAUUAACAAGCAUUAAACAAAGUAAAUAACAUUGCAGCAAGAUAAAAUUUGUGAUUUUGCGAGAAUAUUAUCAAAAAAAAUUUUGUUUUGACAAAAACUGUGUCAAAUUUAAUCUUUCUAAAAAUAAAAAGCUGUAAAUAAGAAUUUCAUGCUUAAUAAAUUUCUAAUUAAUUUUUUUAAUCAUUGAUGAGGGUGAUAUCAUUCUCAUUUUUCACUAUAUAUGUAACUGCCAUCUUACAUUGAUAUUGUAUGUUUCAAAUUGUAUACAGAUGUCGUAAAUCAUGAUUAAAAAAAUGUAGAAGUACUAUAAGAAGAGAAAUUUAAUUUCAGUAAAUAAUUUGAUGACUAACUGAGAUAAAUUAUGAAGUUUAUAAACAGUUAUGAGACGUACAGUUUGACACAAGAUUAAUCAGAAAUUUGAAAAUUUGACGAUUUUAAUAUAAAAAAACAAAUUGGAUUUGUGUGUGAAAGUUGAGCAUGAAUCCUGAUAUUAGUACCUUUAUUCAGUACUGUGAUUUUAUAUUAUUAAAAUGUACGUGCUGAGUCAAAAAUUUAUAAAUAUUACAUUUGCCUUAAUAUUUUCACGCUUAUAAAAAUUUUAAUACAAUAUUGGUAAAGUACAUCGAUUCUGAAUAUUUAUUUUAAAACAUUAGUUCCUUGAUAUAAAUCAAAUAUUUGUAUAUGUCGCAUUUCAUUUAUUACAGAUAUUUUGAGUUUUAUUAUUACAAGAUAACUACAACAUCUUUUAUGGCUACAUAUAAUAUUUAAAAAUUACAAAUCAAAACUAAAAACAUGUGCUAUGAAUAAUUGUUAUUUUGAAUAUAUGUAAUAUUACAUCUUUUAAUGCUAUGUUCAUUAUAUUUUUAUAUGAUACAUCAAUUUUUGUUUUAUUCAUAGCAAAUUGUACAAUUUGCCAUUUUUUAUUUUUUAAAAAUGAUUUCUUUACUAAUAAAUAAAAAAACACGCAAUGUAUAUUAAAUUCUUUCUUUUGUUUUAACAUGGUAACGUUAAUACAUCAUAAAAAUAUAAAUAUAAAAAUAUUCUAACAAUUACUUUUCCUUUCUUGGAUUUGAUAUUAAACAAUGAAACCAAACUGGAGGUCUCACAAUAUCAGAAGUUGUAGAGUAUGUGUGUACAAAUACAUUCAGAACAGAUAAUAUUAUAAACACGUUUACAUAACAAGAGAAGUUUACAUGAAAAAGAAAUGUCUGUAGUUUAUGCCCCUAAAAUUGUAGUGAGAUAAUAUGAUACCAAUCACUAUUAUCAUUUGCAUUUACCUAUGGUGCCUUAGCACUUUAUAAUCUAAUUAAAAGUUUCCAGGAUUUUUUUAUAAUUUGGUAUAAUUUGCAAUAUAACAAAUGACAACAUAUAAUAUAAAUGACUCAUUUCACUUAAAAAUAUUUAAAUAUUACAUAUUCUUUCAUCGUAAUUCUUUCAUGUAAUACUGUUUUUUUUUUUAUUUAUAAUAUUAAUGAAGUAACAAUGAUUCUCUCUUAUAAUUAAGUAUUUUUAUAUUUAUUCUGAAAUAUUUCGAUGUUACUUUUCUAUGCAAUGAAAAAAAUUAUUAGAAUUCUUUUUUUUUUCUAUGAAAUUAGUGUACGACAACUUGAUAUACAAAAUGUACCAUGUUCAACAAAUUAAAUAUAGAAAUUUGCAUACAAAGAUUAUUUAAAUUUCAAUCAUUUGACAUAAAUAAGGGGCAAAGAUCUUUCAUACAAUCUUGGAAAUUGAAAAAAAUCUUUUUUUUAUUUAAUUUAUAGUAGAAACUAUAAAAUGGAUAAUUAAAAUAGCUACUUUUUGAACAGUAUUAUCUUGUAUGUAGAUCAUACUAUAUGAUUUCUAAAUAGUUUUGGACCAGAUGUACUGAGAUUUUGACAAAAUUAAAAAGAAUUAUAAUAAUACAUAAGCAUAAACUAAUUAUAUCUUACAUAACAAUUUGCGUUUUCACAGUGCAAUUAAAGUUGUUUAUUAGAACUAAUAUAAUUAGAUUAUAAUAUGAUUCAUCUUAUCAAGGAAGCAAAACUUAUUAAAGAAUCUUUAUGUACAUUAUUCUAUAUUUCUUAAAUUUUAAUUUCUUAUUUCGUAUGUACAUAAAAUGAUAAAUAUAUGGUUUUAUGCAAAAGAACUGCCGUUUGUUAUCAUAGCGUGUGUUUGUUCUUAAAAUAUUUAGAAUAGAUACAUUAUAUUAAAAAUGCGUAAUAUUAGGUACUAAUUGUAUGAUUUGAGACCAAUAAUGCGUGAAUUAAUUGCUUGUGUUACUUAUAAUUUAUCCGAAAAUAUUUUAAAUAAACUAUAAAGAGUCAGAUAGAUGUGUGAAUAAGAAUUUGUUUAUGCAUAGUAUGUAUAAUAACGAAUAUUUCCUAUUUUUCGAAUAACGGACAUUUCUUAUUUUUAGAAACGAAUAUGUAUUUCUUAAUCUUUUAAAAUAUAAUCUAUAUCAUAUAAAAAGUUGUUUUAGUAAGAUAUUACUCUAUUAUUACAGAUUAAAAUAAAUUGUAAUAAAUUUAAUAAUAGGUUAAUAUCAUAAUUUUGCAUUAAUAAUAUUAACAAAAUUUUGAUACAGAAUUUGUGCUUAACUUUAAAUACUUGAUAUAUAAAAAGAAUUAAAUAAAAUGAAAUUACAUCAUUUCCUGUACAAAUCAUGAAAGAAAUUAUCUUAAUAAUUAUUUUUUUAUUGCUAUAUAUAUAAAAAACACUACUUGCAAAUGCACUCUUAAAUGAUUGUUUAAAAAUGCACAUUUCCUACUUACUUACUUUAUCUAUGCUUUUGUAUGAAAAGCUGUAUAAUAAAUAUUCUUCUACAAUGUUUAAAUUAGACUGUUUCCAUAGAUACAAUGCUCUGCACUUUCUAAACGUAACGUGUGUACUAUUAAAUUAUAUCGCUAUUUUAUACAUAAAAUGUUGUGUUAUGGAAAAAGUUUAUUAUAAUAUAUUAUUUUGCAUUAACGUUUUCAAAUUUAUUUAUACAUUCAUAGUGAAAUAUGAGAAAAGAAGCAUAUUACUAUACGUGAAUGCAACAUGAAAUUUUUGAAUACUAUAUAAUAACAAUCGAUCAAAACAAAACAUUUUUUUAAAAAAUGCCUAAAUAAGGGAAAAAAUUUUUACUAUUACAACUUCUUUAUUGCAAUUAUUUCAUUUAAAAUAUAAGAAUCAACAAAAUGCUUUUAUAUUGUACAUUGUACAUUAUUCUCUGUUGAUAGAUUUACAAUCAAUUUCAUAACAUCAUAACCGAUAGAUAAGCAGAUGCAAAAAUAAGUAGAAAGAAUAUUAUAAUAUUAUUAAUUAUGUUAUAAAUAAGAUGGGUCACGUAAAAUAGGAACACUAUUUUUGGUAAUGCACAAAAAUUUUUAAGGGAGGAUCUGAAAAUACCUUAAUUAAUAUUUAAAUUGAAGGGGCAAGUAAAUAAACGAAAAGUGAUAUUUUAUCAAAAGUACUUCGUUAAAUCAUAUUUAUAUAAGAUGAAAAGUUCUAUUGUGGUUCAAAUACACCGCUUCAAAAACACAUUUUCUUUCGAAAUUCCUCGUGAUUAAAGUUGAUAUAAUUGAAUCUACAUCAUAUAAUUUUGAAAAAUGAUUAUUCUAUUAUUUGUCUCUUCAAAUUAAACAGCUUUCUCCUUUAAAUAUUUUUCAUACCACUAAAAACAAUGGAGAUAUUUUAGAUUACGAUCUUACAUGUCUCUUGCUGUAUAUUUGAUUAUAAUAAAAUUCUUUAAUAUAUCAG
Molecule: messenger RNA, 5797 nt
Organism: Heterotrigona itama
Lineage: Eukaryota; Metazoa; Arthropoda; Insecta; Hymenoptera; Apidae
Source: the annotation of a GenBank genome assembly